Talpa occidentalis (Iberian mole) is the source of this 2401-nucleotide messenger RNA. It is a transcript of the gene RUBCNL, whose product is annotated as rubicon like autophagy enhancer. The transcript has 14 exons. Gene Ontology annotation, cellular component: autophagosome membrane; intracellular membrane-bounded organelle. Lineage: Eukaryota; Metazoa; Chordata; Mammalia; Eulipotyphla; Talpidae. Bases 386 to 2353 code for a protein of 655 amino acids. The record is from RefSeq and is a predicted model, not a curated record. Gene Ontology annotation, molecular function: phosphatidylinositol phosphate binding. Gene Ontology annotation, biological process: autophagosome-endosome fusion; autophagosome-lysosome fusion; autophagosome maturation.
CUGAACCAUCUGUGACCCCAGGCGCUGUGUUUCGUUUUUGGUAGCUUUUCUUGGGCCUCCCCCAAAGCGCACACAGAGAGUGCUAGGGACCUCGGAAGAUUCCCUCAACAUGCCCAAGCCUGUGGGUAUCCGGCAGCAAAGCAACGUUUUCCUAUGUCACCAAGCUCUGUUGGAGCGUGAAAGCCUGAGGAUAUUGUUAGAUCGGAGCGCCCCAGGUGAAGUUCACCUGCUGAGGUUUCCAGGAAGAAAGCAGAAUAGCUGCAUUUCACCUCCACCCCCACCAGCCUGACCUGGACUGUGAGAUAAACUCUCCCAAUGGCUAUGUGGUGAGCACAAGGUCCUAACCCAGCGGGGCAAGGAAAGGCCCACAGCCGAGCCUGGCAAGAUGGUCUCACAGUCUUCGGGCCGGCAGGAUUCUCCCAUGAGCGCUUGGGAAGGCAUCAGCCAUGACUCCGGUGAUGCUGAGGUUUCGCCCAGCCUCUCAUACACUGACCACUGCCCUCGCCAAUCAGAGGUCAGGUUCAGGAGGCCCAAAGCUGCCUGGAUUAACCCCCAGUGUGCACAGCAACAGCUGCAAGACUCACCCCCCCAGGUGCUAACAGCAGCAGAUGCUGCCGCUCCCUUGGCCUCUUCACCGACGUCCCUUGGCCCCUCGGUGGCGAAGACAUCACUGACAAAGGACGCUGUGGGCUCCCUGCGCAGCUGCUUCGUCUGUGACUCGGGUGAACAGAACAGCGACUCCUCUUUGACCUCAAUAGAAGAGCGGCCAGAGCUUCUGGGACACACUCCGCACACGCCUCCGCUCGCUCGCCCCAAGAUUUUGGUCACGUGCCCACGCCCUGAGGCUGGCCGUGCUUGGCUGCAGCCCGCCCACCAGGCAACUUCCACAGAGGACGGUGCCAUUCAAGUCUGUGGAAGAAACAUUUCUUUGAAUUCCUUCUCACCAGAGGCUUUUGUGCUCCCUGUUGAUGUAGAAAAGGAAAAUGCACACUUUUAUGUUGCAGAUAUGCUUAUAUCUGCCAUGGAGAAAAUGAAGUAUAAUCUCCUGAGUCAACAGCACACAGAGAACUGGAGUAUGGACGAAGUCAGUGGACCACUUGCGAAUCAGGCUGACGCUGAAGUGACCUUUUCUACCAACAUAAAACAAGAAUCUGGGUCAUCUGCUUCUUCAGACAGUGGCUAUGAAGGUUGUGCUGUAUUACACGUCAGUCCUGUGGUUGAAACACCUGCUUACUAUGAUGUAAUGAAAGAGACCUGCAAGUAUGACUUGGAUGAAUUUGUUAUUGCAGAACUUGGAGAGUUUAGCAACACAACAGAAAACUGUGGAUGUUCACACAGCCCCUCUAAGAGUGUCAUUUGUGAGCCAAACUUCAAUUCUGCGGAGCUAAUAGCCAAAGAGCUGUACAGAGUGUUCCGCAAGUGCUGGAUAUCAUCAGAAGUUAAUUAUCGGUUGGCAGGUUCUCUCAAUGCAGCUGGCUCAGUAGUUGUAAGUGAAGAGAAUAUGCAAAAAGACCUUGAAUCUAGUGUGAAUGUGGUGCAGGAAAUUAAAUUUAAGUCGAGGAUCAGAGGAACUGAAGACUGGGCACCUCCUAGGUUUCAAAUCAUACUUAACAUUCACCCACCACUCAAGAGGGACCUUGUGAUAGCAGCCCAGAAUUUUUUCUGUGCCGGCUGUGGAACUCCAGUAGAACCUAAGUUUGUGAAGCGGCUCAGGUAUUGUGAGUACCUGGGUAAGUAUUUCUGUGACUGCUGCCACACCUCCAUGGAGUCUUGCAUCCCGGCCCGCAUGCUGAUGGCGUGGGACUUCAAGAAAUACUAUGUCAGCAACUUCUCCAAAUGGCUGUUGGAUAGCAUUUGGCACCAGCCUGUUUUCAACUUGUUGAACAUCAACCGCAGCCUGUAUGCUAAGGCCAAGGAGCUGGACAGACUGAGGGAUACCCAGGAGCAGCUUUUCCAUAUCAAGAAGCUGUUGAAGACCUGCAGGUUUGCUGAAAGUGCAUUAAAGGAGUUUGAACAGGUGCCCAGACACUUAACGGAUGAGCUCCACCUGUUUUCCCUGGAGGAUCUGGUCAGAGUCAAGAAGGGGCUGCUGGCACCUUCGCUCAAGGACAUUCUGAAAGCAUCCCUUGCCCACGUGGCCAGCUGCGAGCUGUGUCAAGGAAAGGGCUUCAUCUGUGAAUUUUGCCGGAGUACAGCUGUCAUCUUUCCAUUUCAGACCUCAACGUGUAAAAGAUGUUCAGCCUGCAGAGCUUGCUUUCACAAGCAGUGUUUCCAGUCCUCCGAGUGCCCCCGGUGUUCAAGGAUCAAAGCAAGAAGAAAACUUUUGGAAAGCUUGCCCUCUGCAGCAACAUGAUGUUCUUGAAGAGUGUGAAAAAGAUUGUUCAACCCGCCUUGUGAUAAC